CUGCCUCCCUGCAGCGGGAGGGGGCUCCAGGCACCCAAGGCUGCAGCUCUGGGUCUCCUCCUCCCUCUCCACCCCCCACUUGUCCUGCUGGCUGGUGCACCGCAGCUGGGAGGGACCGGCACAGAGAGGAGGAGAAGCCGCGGCCGGUGGGGAGCAUCGUGCGCCCGGCCCCUCGCUGUACACUAGUCCUGCCCGCGUGGGCUGCCCCGGGAUCAGUGCGCGGCAGGACCUGCUGCGGGGUCCCAGGUAGGUGUUUGCAGGUUUGUCAACAUGGAGAAGGAGGAUAUUGUGGAGGAGAGUAAAGAUCCAGAGCUGUCUAUAGAGGUGGGAAAUGGCACUAUUCCCAUGGAUCAGAAAACUCAGGAGGUAACUGUCUUGGACUGCAAAGGUACAGAUGGAAAUGCACAAACGGAAGAAACUGCUCUGUUGCACAAUUGUGCAAGGCAACUUCAGAAACCGAUGACAGAGUCAAAGCCUCCAAGGAAACUGAGGCAAAUAUUUGCUUGUCCUCCUCAAGGCCUCCUUGCCCGAACUGUGACAAACGUUGCAACAGUAAUACUUGUCUGGGCUGUGGUCUGGUCCAUCACAGGCAGUGAGUGUCUUCCGGGUGGGAACAUAUUUGGAAUUCUGUUUCUCUUUUUUUUUGCUGUCAUUGGAGGUAAAAUUUUUGGGCUCAUUAGAAUACCAACACUGCCUCCUUUACCUCCUCUCCUCGGGAUGUUGCUUGCAGGUUUUCUCAUCCGAAAUACCCCAUUCAUCAGUGACAUAGUCCAGAUAAAUCCGAAGUGGUCUGCAGCGCUGAGAAAUAUUGCCCUUUCCAUUAUCUUGGUCCGAGCUGGGCUUGGCCUUGAUCCAAAGGCUCUGAAGAAGUUAAAGGCAGUCUGUUUAAGGCUUUCUUUCGGGCCCUGCCUCACUGAGACAUGCGCAGCUGCUGUUCUUGCCCACUUUCUGAUGCAUUUGCCAUGGCAAUGGGGAUUUAUAUUGGGUUUUGUUCUAGGUGCUGUCUCUCCUGCUGUUGUGGUCCCCUCUAUGCUGAUCUUGCAAGCAGGCGGGUAUGGUGUUGAAAAGGGUGUCCCGACCUUGCUAAUGGCUGCUGGCAGCAUUGAUGACAUUCUGGCCAUCACUGGCUUCAACACAUGCUUGGGCAUGGCCUUCUCUUCAGGUUCCACGCUUUACAAUAUCCUCCGAGGAGUCCUGGAGGUUGCAGUUGGCAUAGUAGCUGGUGGGCUUCUAGGAGUUUUUAUUCAAUAUUUCCCAAGUAAUGAUCAGGCAUCUCUUGUAUGGAAGAGAGCAUACUUUGUGUUGGGCCUGUCCAUGUUUGCUGUGUUUGGCAGCCUGUACUUUGGUUUCCCAGGAUCAGGAGGACUCUGCACACUGGUCUUGGCCUUCAUUGCAGGCAUGGGAUGGUCAAGUGAAAAGGUGGCUGUGGAAAAAAUUGUUGCAGUCGCAUGGGACAUCUUUCAACCCUUUCUCUUUGGUUUAAUUGGAGCAGAAAUAUCCGUUUUGUCUCUCAGGCCUGAAACUGUUGGGCUUUGUGUUGCCACACUGGGUAUUGCCUUAAUAGUACGAAUCACUGCCACAUUCCUGAUGGUGUCUUUUGCUGGCUUUAACUUCAAGGAGAAAAUAUUUGUCUCAUUGGCAUGGAUCCCCAAAGCCACUGUCCAGGCGGCAAUAGGUUCCCUUGCCUUAGAUACAGCCAGAGGGCAGCAGGAUGAACAGCUGGAAAAGUAUGGAAUGGAUGUUCUGACAGUGGCAUUCUUGGCAAUCCUGAUCACAGCUCCGAUUGGAGCGCUGGUUAUUGGCCUGGCAGGGCCCAGACUUCUGCAGAAGGCUCAAAUAAGCAGUGGUGAAGAGGAGGAAGGAGAAGCAGAGAUCGCUGGGCCCGCAUAGGAAAGAAACAGUGGAUAGUAUAUUGGUCUCACAGCUGCUGCUACUACUUAGUAAACACAAUGUCUGUACUGUUUGGAAGGAAACUGAAAUAGGUAACAAUCUGUUACUGGUCCUAAAACAACAGCCCCCAUGUUUUGCAAAAUAUUUUUAACUGUUGCUAGAGCCUUAUGAGGAAAGAUGAAAAGAAAUAAAUGUACAGUAUGUAGGCUGCCUAGAUGAUAACUGAUGGGAUAGGGUAAUGGUCUAUGGUUAGUUGACGAGCGUGGGUGUAAACACCACGGAAGAAGUAGUGUUCAGGGUAUAUAACUGGAAGAAAUGAGAUGAAAUUUGAACAGAAGAAAAUUUAGAGUGAACAUCAGGAAUAACUUUCUCAUGUUGAGAUUAGAGAUUGGGGAAUAGGGGGUAAGACCCCCAUCCCUGGAGCCACUUAAAGUUAGACAGGAACAUGCAUCUGACAACUGGUGGACAGUGUAUGGAACAAUCCUGCACCUAAGACGGUGAUUCUGAACCUUGUCCCAUCUGGGACCCCAAAACCUGUGUUUUCAUGCUGUGAUCCACCCAAGUCUCUUGCAGUCCUUUGUAGUUGCAGAGGAUUGUGUGAUUCAGUCAUAGCAAGAAACUGCAGGAGGGUUUGGGUGGUGAGUGGGUGCACUGGGGAUUGGGGUAGUGCUUGUGGGAGUUGCUUGCUGGAAGGCUGAGUUUGGAGCUGGUAGGGGGAAUGGCUGGGGGGUUGACUGGAGGGGUUGUUUACGGUUGGGAUGGCUACUACUAGGGAUGUUUCAUUUUCUGCUCCCUCCUGCACACACACAACUCAGGCUGGGUCUACACUACCCGCCUGAAUCGGCGGGUAGAAA
Molecule: messenger RNA, 2744 nt
Organism: Trachemys scripta elegans
Lineage: Eukaryota; Metazoa; Chordata; Testudines; Emydidae
Gene: SLC9B2
Product: solute carrier family 9 member B2
Exons: 12
Coding region: 271-1890 (539 amino acids)
Biological process (GO): proton transmembrane transport
Cellular component (GO): membrane
Molecular function (GO): antiporter activity
Source: RefSeq, a predicted model, not a curated record